This is a messenger RNA of Ornithorhynchus anatinus (platypus), 2096 nucleotides long. It is a transcript of the gene TMEM222, whose product is annotated as transmembrane protein 222. The transcript has 7 exons. The record is from RefSeq and is a predicted model, not a curated record. Bases 262 to 909 code for a protein of 215 amino acids. NCBI's taxonomy places the organism in Eukaryota, Metazoa, Chordata, Mammalia, Monotremata, Ornithorhynchidae.
CGGCGGCGGCGGCGGCGGGGCCGAAGAUGGAUGUCCAGCGGAGCCGCUUCCCCCACUGCGUCGUGUGGACGCCCAUCCCCGUGCUGACUAACCCGGCACAGACCCUCCAACGCCCCCGAUUCUCCCCCAGGGACCCAGCAGAGACCGUCCAGCAGCUCUGACCCUCUCCACCUCUCACCCUCCCCCCGUGACCCCCUCACGGACCAUCCGGCACCACUGAUUCUGCCUCUCUCCGUCCCUGGCUCUCUCCGGUGACCCAGCAUGGACCAUCCGAUAUUCCCAGCUUUUCCCGCGGUGAUCCGGCGCAGAUCAUCCUGCCCUCCAACUCACCUCUCCGUCCCCGAUUCUCUCCCAGUAACCCGUCGCGGACUCACGUCCCACACCCUCUCCAUUCUGUCCGUGUCCCCCGUGACCCGGCGCAGAACAUCCAACACCCCCUCUCAUCUGAAUUGUACUUUCCAAGUGCUGCGCACCCAGUGGUUUUUCCCCAUCAUCGGCCACAUGGGCAUCUGCACGUCGACGGGCAUCAUCCGGGACUUCGCGGGCCCGUACUUUGUCUCCGAGGACAACAUGGCCUUCGGAAAGCCUGCGAAGUACUGGAAGCUGGACCCGAACAAGGUGUACGUCAGCGGCCCCAGCGCCUGGGACACGGCCGUGCACGAUGCGUCUGAAGAGUACAAGCACCACAUGCACAACCUCUGCUGUGACAACUGCCACUCGCACGUGGCGCUGGCCCUGAAUCUAAUGCGCUACGACAACAGCGCCCGCUGGAACAUGGUGAAGCUGUGCCUCUACUGCCUGCUCUACGGGAAGUACGUGAGCCUCGGGGCCUUGGUGAAGACCUGGCUCCCCUUCCUCCUCUUCCUGGGCGUCGUCUUGACCGUCACCCUGACGCUCCACCUGCGGUGAUGUCGCCGCCCCGCAGCCCCGGCGGGGCCCAGAGGGAGACGUCGGCCCCCGCCACGCCCCGCGGGAGGAAGGACAGAACUCCGGGGAUGCCCCUGGUGGUCUGGACGUUGGUCCCCGAGCGGAAGGGACUCCCUGAUGGGUUGUCCUACAGCCCGUCGUCACCCCCUUUGCCCUUUAGCCAACCUCGCCCACCUGAAAGAGUGUCUUCCCAGCCCCCACCCUAGGAGCUCUCCCCGGUAGUAGGGUGUCCUUCUCCUCCCCGCAAACCCACCCACCUGACGUCGCCCGGCCCGCCGAUCUGCCUCGGCGGUGCCCGGCCCACCCCCCGAGUCUGUGAGCGGAACCCGCCCUCUCGGCCCUCCGGAUCCGGUCCGGUCCCCUCACUCGGCCCACCGGCCCCGGCCAUCCCCUCCCCAUCCCUGUCCGGAGCUCCCAGCCCCUGGACCAGCGUGGUUCAGCCCACCCCCAGGCGCCAGGACCACGUCCCUAGUCCCACCCAUCGGCUCCUCAGCUCGUCCCGCCCUUCCCCCCGGGCAGGGGUCAGCUCCCUCCCUGCCGGGGGCUGGGCCGCAUCUGCCCCAUGCAGGUACUUCAGCCGGGGGUGGAGCUAAUGGGGGGCCGGUAGCCUCAGAUCACCCCAACUGUGACUCCCUCUCUCCUCACCGCCCUUGCCAAAACAUCAAGCCAAAUUGGCUCCUCGCGGGCCUGGCGUCCCCGGACACUUGACCCAGCACCCCCGGCCCUUGAACUGCCCAGGCCGGGGGUAGGAUUGGGCCUGGGCCGGCUCUGAGGGGCGGGAGCUGGGCCUCCAGCUCGGCCUGAGGGCCGGGCCGGGUCAUUAAGGCCCAGAGCCACCGUGGACCUCCCUGGGGCGGGCAGGGCCGAGCCGUGGGCACGCCGGAGAGCGGAGUCCUGAAGGAACGGGUGGACGGAGGGGUGGGGUACCGUGUGAAGACGUGUGGCCGCCAGCCCUCGAGGCUUCCUUUCGACCCUUCGGCACCCCGGGCUUCGCGGGGGCCCUGGCCGUGCCCGGUUUCCACGGUUUGGUGACCUCCCACCGCCCCCCGCCCGUCCUCUUCCCUCUGCCCUCCUCACCGGGGCAGGGUCACGGCGGGGGGCGGUUCCAGGACCCAGGUGCCCCCGCAGGGACAAUAAAGUGGUCUGGGGCUCCGGGUCGUACCGCCGGA